Molecule: messenger RNA, 960 nt
Organism: Vanderwaltozyma polyspora DSM 70294
Lineage: Eukaryota; Fungi; Ascomycota; Saccharomycetes; Saccharomycetales; Saccharomycetaceae
Gene: ASI2
Product: Asi2p
Exons: 1
Coding region: 1-960 (319 amino acids)
Source: RefSeq, a predicted model, not a curated record
AUGAACGAUGACGAGUUAUAUGAAAGAUUCGUUGAAGAGUCUGCAAGACAGCAUAACGUUGAGCAACGACAAGAGACUCAACAGACUCAGGAAGAGUUACAAGAAGAGUUGCAAGAGACGUUGAAUGGUAUAUUACAAGAAAUUGAGCAUGAGGUAUCUCAAAAUCAACGUAGACGGAGGUUGAGUUUUAAUGGUGUUAAUAGUAAUGGUGGAUUUGUUGCCAAUGUAAGUACUCAUACGAGUACAAGCACAACUUCGAACGGUAAUACCAAUAUUACCAAUAACAGUGCUAGUGAUAGUAGUAUUAACAAUAAUAAUAAUACCGGUGUUGAUGUCGUUGCAAAUGGCAAUAAUGAUGAAAGAAGGACACCUUUCAAUUUGCAAAGGAGACCAAUAUUAAGAGUGUUUCUACGAAACCUAUUGGUUCUUGAUUAUUUUGUCUUAUUGUUGCUAUUCCCAUUUUCAAUGUAUAAUAUUUUAAGAAGUGGGUUUAGUUCGAUGACAUUUUCAGAGAAUGAUUUUAUUCAAGACAUGUUGGUAUACAUACGUCAUAUUCGAAUAUUUAGUGAUGAUGGCGCGUCUUUCAUGAUCUACAAGGAGGGAUCGUUGGGUUUAUUAGGAAAAUUUCAUAAUAUAGUGGUGUUUUACUCGUCGCCUUUGAUGAAACAGAUGUACCAUGAGAUUAUUACCACCGCUAAUGGGGCAACAAGUUCAGGUACUGGAGAUAAUUUUGUACAUAUAUUGAAAUGGAUAUUGUUGCAAAGUUAUAAAAUGUGGGUUAAGGGCACAACCGUGAUGAUAUAUUUCAUGUAUGGAUUUGGGGGAACGGUAUAUUUAUUUGCAGCCGGGUUUUUCUUUUUGCUCUGCUUUACCAUCGCUACAGUGCGCAGAUACAAAGGAAUGCAUCAAAUGAUAGGUCAGAGCCUUGACAGCUCGUCGAGCAUUCCUGGUCUGUUUUGA